AUGACCACCCAACUUCUGUGGAUGGCCCUGUCCCUACUGACCCUGCUCUGUACUGUGUCACACUGUGUGAGCUCCAAGGACAGCCAGCCAGAUCCUUCAAACCCACAGCAGGGGAUCACCUUCAGCCAUGUCUACAAAAUUGAUGUCCCAGGAAGAUCCAGUUGCACACUUGAACAUCUGCCAAGCCAGGAUGAGACAGGUCUUCAGAAAGACACCACAAAAAAUGGGGAAAAUGACAUUAUCUUCAAACAUAAUAUUAGGCUGCAGACACCUAAGUGUGAUUGUGAGGACUCGGAAAGCUUCAAGAAUCUUCUGUACAGAGUUAAUGGACUGGAAGAAGAGGUCAACUAUCUGAAGACCCAGUGCACUCAGGGAUGCUGUGGAGGAGGUGGCGCUGCAGGUGUGGAUACAAGCUGUAGCGGUCACGGGACUUACCAGCACGAGACCUGCAGCUGCCUCUGUAACCUGGGAUGGGAAGGCCCAGAUUGCUCUGUGUCCUCCUGCCCUGAUGAGUGCAAUAACAACGGUCUGUGUGUGGAAGGGAAAUGUGUGUGUUAUUAUGGCUACACAGGAGAAGACUGCAGCCAGCUGACGUGUGCUAACAAUUGCAAUGAUAAGGGGCAGUGUGUGGAUGGAAAAUGUAUAUGCUUCCCUCACUUCACCGGUGAGAGCUGCAACACCCCAAAGUGCCCUAAUGACUGCGCUGACAAUGGGCAUUGUGUGAAUGGCCAGUGCAUCUGUGACGAAGGCUUUCAUGGGGAAGACUGUUCAUUAGUCACUGGACCUCAGGGUCUGCGGUUGAUCCAAAAGACUGACGUCUCUCUACUGGUUGAGUGGGACUCUGUUCGGGGCGCUGAGUAUUAUACAUUAACAUAUCAUCCCAAAUAUGACGAGGUUGUCAUGAAGCAGGUUCGGGUUUCAAACACAGAGAAUUCCUACCUCAUCAAGGGUCUGACUCCAGGGGUUACCUACAUGGUCCAAAUCUAUGAUGUCAUCAAAAAGACCAGAAGUGAAGCGAAUGUGAUUGAAGCAACCACAGAUGUCUCAGCUAUUGAUGAUAUCCGAGUCCUUGGCCAGACGGAGGUUUCUAUCCAAGUGGACUGGAAGAACCCACAGGCAGAAGUGGAUUAUUUUAGUCUCAAACACACUGACCCGUUGGGACAGGAGGAGGAGUUGGAGGUACAGAUGAGCCAGGAGGCACGCACUAAACACACUAUUGUGGGUCUGUAUCCAGGAACAGAGUACCAGAUCUCUGUGCAAGCUAUCAAAGGAAACACAGAGGGAAAAUCUUCUUUGGCUACUGGGGUCACAGAAAUCGACGCUCCAACAAACAUUGUCACCACUGAAGUAACUGAAGACACAGCAACCGUCUCCUGGGAUCAGGUCCAGGCUAAAAUCGAGGGCUACAUGUUGAGCUACACCUCUGCUGGAGGCUCCAGUCCAGACAUCCCUGUUGGACGUGAUAGCACCUCUUACAGGCUGGUAGGCUUGAGGCCUGGUGUCCUUCACACUAUCUACAUCUGGGCCUUCAGAGGAGACCAAGUCAGCAGCAGGAGUUCAACCGAAGCUGAAACAGAGCUGGAUGCUCCUACUAACCUCUUGGUCAAAGAAGAGACAGACUCCAGCUUCAGACUGAGCUGGGAUCACACCCAGGCAGACAUCGAUAGCUACUUGCUGACCUAUAGCUCCUUUGAGGGCUUAAGUGAGGAAAUCCUUGUUGGAUCUGACAGCUCUUAUGUGCUGACCAACCUUAAGCCAGGGGUCAUCUACACCAUCUAUGUCUGGGCUGCUAAAGGGAGCAAAGCCAGCAGGAAGAUCUCAACUCAAGCCGAGACAGAACUGGAUGCUCCAGCUAACCUCGUAGUCCGAGACGAAACAGAGUCCAGCUUUACCAUCUCAUGGAAUCCAGUCCAGGCAGAAGUUGAUGGCUACAUCCUAACUUACACCCACCCUGACGGCUCUAGUGAAGAAAUACAUUUGGGGCCAAAUAGCACUUCCUAUGUGCUGACUGGGUUGAAGCCAGCACUUCUCUACACUGUGUACAUCAGGGCCGUCAAAGGGAACAAAACCAGCAGGAGGAUCUCAACACAAGCUGAAACAGAUAUUGAUUCCCCAAAGAACCUUAAAGCUUCAAACGUGCAAGCGGAUUCUGCCUCUUUAAGCUGGAUUCCUCCUCUGGCAAAGAUCGAUGGUUACAUCCUCACCUACAGAGACGAAGAAGGGAAAUUAGAGAUUGUUGAAAGGAAGCUUGCAGCCAACCAAAAAAGCUUCACUGCAUCCAGCCUAGAGAUGGGAAAGAGAUAUAUUGUGACCAUUGUUGCCUACAGAGGCUACAAAAGGAGCAAGAUGGUAGAGACAAUCUUCAAAACUGUUGGCAUGCAGCACUCCUUCCCCGUGGACUGUGUCCAGAUCCUGAAGAAUGGCAACUCAAACAGUGGCAUCUACACCGUCUACAUUAACAACAACCGGUCGAAACCAGUAGAAGCAUUUUGCGACAUGCACACCGAUGGAGGCGGCUGGCUGGUGCUCCAGCGCCGUAACACUGGCAAGCUGGACUUCAUGAAACGCUGGAAGCAGUACAUAGCAGGUUUUGGUAACUUGACAGAGGAGUUCUGGCUUGGUUUGGAGAAGAUUUAUGAGCUAACCAACACUCCGACUCAGUAUGAGCUGCGGUUUGAUUUGGGUCUGGGCUCAGAGAGGGCCUACGCUGUCUAUGACAAGUUUAAGAUUGCACCGGUCAAGCAGAAGUUCAAGCUCACUAUUGGCAAAUAUAGAGGGACAGCAGGUGAUGCCAUGACCUACCAUGAAGGACGACCCUGGACAACCAUUGAUUUAGAUAAUGACAUUGCACUGGGAAACUGUGCCUUGACCCACCGAGGUGCCUGGUGGUACAAGAACUGCCACUUGGCUAACCUCAACGGCAAAUGGGGUGACAGCAGACACAGCACGGGAGUCAACUGGGAACCAUGGAAGGGACAUCUGACAUCACUUGACUUCACCGAGAUGAAGAUACGACCCGUGGGAGCCGUGUCCAGUAAGAAGAGGAGAUCGCUGAUGACCAGAGAGAAAAGAACAUCCUCAAAUGUUCACAAGAAAUAGGAGAGCAGCCAAAACGAACAGAUUAGAUCAGAUCCACU
This is a messenger RNA of Nematolebias whitei (Rio pearlfish), 3137 nucleotides long. RefSeq names its product tenascin N (gene tnn). NCBI's taxonomy places the organism in Eukaryota, Metazoa, Chordata, Actinopteri, Cyprinodontiformes, Rivulidae. The transcript has 17 exons. The record is from RefSeq and is a predicted model, not a curated record. Bases 1 to 3099 code for a protein of 1032 amino acids. Gene Ontology annotation, molecular function: protein binding.